UAAUUCGAAUACUUACUUGUAACUGUUCGCCGUUGCGGCUUGCCCUCAAGUUUCAUCGCCUUCCCCUCCGCAUAACCAUGAUUCUCCGGCACCUCAUAGCUCAGUCAUUACCUUCCAACCUGUUCUCUUUACUUUUGUUAUUAUCUUCUACAGUCUAUGUAACGGCAGAAGACUUUGAUUGCCAUGUCACGACCGAAGGGUUGACCUGGGACCUUACGCAGCUGAAAGGUGUGCAGACACUGAGCAGGACGAGAGAGUCGCCGCCUACAACUAUGUUGGAUGAGCUCAGAUUUAGUCUGUGCGACGACUUGCCAACGUUGGAGGAUGUGGCAGAAGGGGACCAGUGCUUUUCUGGGACAAGGGCAUGUUUGAGGACGAAGAACCAGAAGGAAGGGUACGAUGACCGGGUGAUUGCUGUCAUACCUGUUGCGCAGUCGUCUUCACUUGGCCCGGAAUAUAAAUCCCUUACUUCACCGAAAGGUCUUUCCUUGACAUUUCACGGAGCCUCGUAUCCCUCCAACGAUCCAAUACCACAAUCCAUACAGUUCUCCCUCUUGUGUGCCGACACCACAGACCCUACAUUCGUCGCUUAUGAGAACGGAACAGUACAUGUCGAGUGGAGUACACCCUCCGGGUGUUCAACUGCUGAGCAAUCCCCACCACAAGAGGAUGACAAGACUGGUGAUGGAGGCAGCAGCGAUAGUGACGAGAAACCAACGGAGAGCGUGGGCAGUGGGCUUGGAUUCUUCUUCAUUGUCUUGCUUCUUGCAUUUGCAGCGUAUUUCGGACUAGGAGCAUACUACAAUUAUUCUACAUAUGGUGCUCGCGGCGUGGAUCUUAUACCACAUCGAGACUUUUGGCGCGAAGUGCCAUAUAUGUUACAAGACGUCGUAUCUCAUCUAUGUUCGACAGUUCGACCCCGGCGGUCGAGCCGUGGAGGGUACAUCGCCGUAUGAUGAUUGCGUUCUGUUUCCUGGGACAUGCCUUUUCUAUUCAAGCAUUUCAGAUAUAGACGCGGCACAUACUUUUUAACCUAAUUACCCUAACUCCUUUAUGUGUUGGACUACGCUGGACACAGAAAGGAGGUGCGAGGUGAAUAAAGAUGUAUCGUCCUUCUGAAACCGACGCAGAUGAAAUCCACGCAGUCCAAUUAAUCAGCAUCACUAUUGCGCCUGUUCACAAUUACUCCUAGUCGCAAGCAUUCCGUCUCAUCUCAUAUAACGACCCCGGGCUCGUCGGCUUUUAAUCUAGU
This is a messenger RNA of Suillus paluster, 1252 nucleotides long. RefSeq names its product putative autophagy protein Atg27. The transcript has 5 exons. The record is from RefSeq and is a predicted model, not a curated record. Bases 78 to 956 code for a protein of 292 amino acids. NCBI's taxonomy places the organism in Eukaryota, Fungi, Basidiomycota, Agaricomycetes, Boletales, Suillaceae.